UCUCCCUAUUUCCGCACAUAAACGACAGAGGAGCUUAGUAUGGCGUCUCGAGCAGAGCAACCCAGAUCCCGUCACCGACCCGUGUACCGGAGCCGUUAACGACACCUAACCACGGAGCUACUUGACAAUUUAACUGACUAAAUAACAGACUGACACCAAGUGCAUCAUGGUGGAUGUAACCAAAUGGCCACUUUUCAGUGUGAUUGGGCCUCAAGAGCUCUCCAUGAUACAGAAGGCAUUAGUGUUUGGAACAUCUGCUAAUGAGGCUAUUUACAUAACCAAAGAUGACGAGGUGUAUGUGUUUGGGCUGAACUGCAGUAACUGCCUAGGCACAGGAGACAGCCAGAGCACCAUCGUACCCAAGAAACUGGACUCCCUGAGUGGGAAGAAAGUGAUCAGCCUGAGCUACGGCAGUGGACCCCACAUCCUGCUGGCCACAGAGGAUGGAGAGCUGUUUGCCUGGGGACAUAAUGGCUACAGCCAACUGGGAAACGGGACAACCAAUCAAGGAGUAGCUCCAUUUCCGGUGUCUGCCAAUCUGCUCAAUAAGAAGGUCACAGAGGUGGCCUGUGGGUCUCAUCACUCAAUGGCUCUGACUGAAUCUGGAGAGGUGUAUGCAUGGGGCUACAACAACUGUGGUCAGGUGGGCUCAGGCUCCACAGCGAACCAGCCCACCCCUCGCAGAGUGUCCAGCUGCCUGCAGAACAAGGUGGCUGUCAGUAUUGUCUGUGGUCAGACCUCAUCACUGGCAGUCGUCGACAACGGAGAGGUGUACGGUUGGGGCUAUAAUGGGAAUGGACAACUUGGACUUGGAAAUAACGGGAACCAGCUCACUCCCUGUCGACUCGCAGCUUUGCAGGGUUUAUGUGUGCAACAGAUUGUCUCAGGUUAUGCUCACUCCCUGGCCCUGACUGAUGAGGGUUUGCUCUAUGCAUGGGGUUCCAACACAUAUGGACAACUGGGCACCGGCAACAAGAGCAACCAGCUGAGUCCAGUUCAAAUCAUGACUGAGAAUGAGAGAGUUGUAGAGAUCGCCGCCUGUCACUCCACACACACAUCAGCUGCUAAGACCCAGAGUGGUCAGGUGUACAUGUGGGGUCAGUGUCGGGGCCAGUCUGUUGUGCUGCCUCACCUCACGCACUUCACCUGCACUGACGAUGUCUUUGCAUGCUUCGCCACUCCCUCCGUUAUGUGGCGCCUUCUUUCCAUGGAGCAUGACGACUUCUUGACUGUGGCUCAGUGUCUGAAAAAAGAGUUUGACAACCCAGAGACGGCUGACGUCAAGUUCUGCAUCGAUGGCAAAUAUAUCUACGUUCACAAGGCAGUUCUCAAAAUGAGGUGCGAACACUUCAGAUCUAUGUUUCAAUCGCACUGGAAUGAAGACAUGAAGGAGGUGAUUGAAAUCGACCAGUUCUCCUACCCGGUCUACCGCUCCUUCCUGGAGUUCCUCUACACUGACGACGUGGAGUUACCACCUGAAGAUGCCAUUGGGCUGCUGGAUCUGGCCACAUCAUAUUGUGAGAACCGCCUGAAACGCCUUUGUCAACACAUAAUCAAGAGAGGAAUUACCAUUGAAAAUGCCUUCUCCCUGCUAUCGGCUGCUGUGCGCUAUGAUGCCGAGGACCUGGAAGAGUUCUGCUUUAAGUUCUGUGUCAAUCACCUGACUGAGGUGACCAAGACUGCUGCUUUCUGGCAGGUCGACGGCAACUUGCUCAAAGAUUUUAUAUGUCGAGCCGGCCGCUGUGGAGCCUUCAAAAACUGAACUCUGAGGUAAUUGAGAACAGGCUCUGAGACUGGAUGUUUUCAGCCACCAUCAUGAUGCUCUACGUACCUUCACUGACAAGAUGGUUACACAGUGGAAAUCUUUGGAUAAUCACCGUUACUGUCAAGACUGCUGUUCAUCUCAUUCCAUUCUUGAACCAGAUUUUCAUUACAUGAACUGUCUGCUGAAAAGUACUGACAUAGAGCUGACAGGUCGCAGCAUCACUGCUCAGGACAGUUUUGGUCAUUGUUUGCCUCAGUGCACGACUGGCUUGACAUUUAUACUUCCUGUGUAAAGGAGGACACUACUUCUCAAACAAGUUGUUUCUUUUUAACUUGAGAUUUUUGCCAGUCGCCUUUUAUCAUUUAUUUUUUUUUUUUCUACUUUCUGUUUAACUGACCAACAUACAGUAGUUCUUCAGUGUUUGCACUUCUAUCUUUAAUGUUUUUGUUAUGCUUUACUGGAGGACCACAUAAUAGUUUGGAUGUGGUUCCUGAUACUUGGUUUUCAGAUUGAGGUUUGUGGCUCUUUGCACUUGCACAUGUCUGGACAGAGUAUUUUGAAGAUACUGACUGUUUGUUCGGGUCAUUGUUAUUAUUUUUAUUAUUAUCAAUGUUAUUGUUGCUCUUAUCAUUAUUAUUCCCAGUGGCUUCCAAUGCUGCAGUGCUACUUUAUUUUUCUAGAUUGUAUACUCAAAGAUAGAAACUAAGAUCAGUCUCAGAUUAGGGCCCCUUCAAAUAAAGUGAAUUUCAGAUUAAGGGCCCCUUCAGAUUUACACCAAAGGCUCCUCCCUUUCCCAUGUGCAUCAGGGAACUACGUUUUUUUUUUUUCUACACUGUUCUACUCUCAGCCAUUUCUUUCUUCUUUUUUGGUCGAUACAUUGGGUUUAUGUGGCAUAUCCUGUCAUGUGGGCUUGUCUUGGAGUCGAUCGGAGGCGAGUAUGCUUGAAAUACACAUUUCAUUACCAAAAAACGUUAUCUAGAAACAUAAUCAGAAUCCUUUUGACCUCUGCAUUUGUUUUGUCUGCUAUCAAAAUUAGAUAUGCCAGACCCACACUGCUCUACACAUUAUAUUCUGUAAAUACUUCUAGUCUUAAACUGGAUUUGUCUUAAAUUUUACAUUGCAUAGGUUGUAGAGUUAUCUUUUGCAGCUAUUUAGUUAUUGUACAGAAAUGUUGACUGGCGGUUCAUCUUACCUGGCUGCCAGUUGUAUCAGAUAUAUGGAGCUAUUUAAAAUCAGUUUAAGGUGUGAGGUCUUUCAGGGAGUUAGGCUGAGGAUACAGUAUUAACAUAAAUUACAUUGUAUGGUCACAUUUGCACUACUGCUGUGGUUGUUUUGAGGAGUAUUUUUGCUAAUUUCAAUGCUGAAUAUUUCAAAUAUAAAAUGCAUAAUGUUUUAAAGAUUGAUAUUGAAUAUAAAAAUGUGCCAGUUACAUUUUGGGACCUCUGCAAGCAACUGAAUUAAAAACAGAUCUGCUUGUUUUUUCUGUGAACAGGUGUUUUUAAGUGAUUAAAGAAUAUUAAUAUUA
Solea solea (common sole) is the source of this 3290-nucleotide messenger RNA. It is a transcript of the gene rcbtb1, whose product is annotated as regulator of chromosome condensation (RCC1) and BTB (POZ) domain containing protein 1. NCBI's taxonomy places the organism in Eukaryota, Metazoa, Chordata, Actinopteri, Pleuronectiformes, Soleidae. Gene Ontology annotation, molecular function: protein binding. The record is from RefSeq and is a predicted model, not a curated record. The coding region runs from base 167 to 1762 and encodes 531 amino acids. The transcript has 12 exons.